UUGAUCAGCGCUGAAUACACCGUCAUAAUUUCAUUUAGAUGGUACUGGGAUCGCAACAAACACGAGUGCUUUCCGUUCGCUUACUUCGGACAGGGUGGGAACUUCAACAAUUUCCAAACGAAGGAUCAUUGUAGUCAGUUCUGUUCGGCAGAUAUGUGUCCAGCUGGUCUUCCAAUGAGAUCGCAGUCCGGAACACUCCUUUCCUGUAGCUCCUUUGAUCAAUGUCCACCGACUCAUACUUGCUACCAUGGAAGAUGUUGUCCGAAGCCGGGUUUGUUCACUUAA
This is a messenger RNA of Cooperia oncophora, 285 nucleotides long. The record is from the annotation of a GenBank genome assembly. Lineage: Eukaryota; Metazoa; Nematoda; Chromadorea; Rhabditida; Trichostrongylidae.